Lachancea fermentati is the source of this 2925-nucleotide messenger RNA. The record is from the annotation of a GenBank genome assembly. Lineage: Eukaryota; Fungi; Ascomycota; Saccharomycetes; Saccharomycetales; Saccharomycetaceae.
AUGGCAGUCUGGGAACAUCUAGAGGUCAGUAAAGCACAUGUUGCUUAUGCAUGUGUAGGUGUUUUCUCAUCCAUAUUUUCACUGGUAUCUUUAUUUGUGAAGGAGAGACUCUACAUUGGUGAAUCUACUGUGGCCGUCAUAUUCGGACUGAUUGUGGGGCCGCAUUGUCUAAAUUGGUUCAACCCACUAAAAUGGGGUAAUUCAGAUGCUAUUACGCUAGAAAUUACAAGAAUAGUCUUAUGUCUACAGAUUUUUGCAGUGGCAGUUGAACUUCCUAAGAAAUACAUGCUGAAGCAUUGGCUAUCUGUCUUAAUGCUACUAGUUCCAGUAAUGACGGCCGGCUGGUUGAUAAUCGCAUUAUUUGUUUGGAUAUUAAUACCGGGCCUUAACUUUGCGGCAUCUUUACUAGUAGCAUCCUGUAUUACAGCGACCGAUCCAAUCCUGGCACAAUCUGUGGUCUCGGGUAAAUUCGCUCAGAGGGUCCCAGGCCAUUUGAGAAACCUAUUAUCAGCAGAGAGUGGAUGCAAUGAUGGGAUGGCCUUCCCAUUCAUUUAUUUGUCCCUGAACUUGAUUUUCCAUCCUGGGAAUGGGCGUGAAAUCGUGAAAGACUGGAUCUGUGUUACCAUCCUCUAUGAGUGUAUUUUUGGAUGCCUUUUGGGAGUCGUAAUAGGUUAUUCGGGCAGACGUGCCAUUAGAUUCGCAGAAGAAAGGAAGUUAAUCGAUAGAGAAUCCUUUCUUGCCUUCUACGUCGUUUUGGCUUUUACUUGUGCUGGAUUUGGUUCUAUUUUAGGUGUUGAUGACCUUUUAGUUUCAUUUUCUGCUGGGGCAGCCUUUGCAUGGGAUGGAUGGUUUGCUAAGAGCACAGAGGAAAGUAAUGUUUCUACUGUUAUCGAUCUUCUCCUAAAUUUGGCAUAUUUUGUAUUUUUUGGAGCUAUUAUACCGUGGCAGCAAUUCAACGACCCAGAAAUUGGUACAAAUGUGUGGAGGCUAAUCAUCCUUGCUAUUGUAGUCAUCACAUUAAGAAGGAUACCUGCUGUUAUGGCUUUCAAAGUUUUUAUUCCAGAUAUCAAAUCAUGGCGUGAGGCUCUUUUUGUUGGCCAUUUUGGGCCAAUUGGCGUCGGUGCUGUUUUCGCCGCAAUAUUAGCACGCUCAGAGCUUGAGUCAAAUGCUACUGGUGAAGAGACGCCUUUAAAGGAGCUACCGGAGAAGGGUUCAAAGAACUGGCAGCUUAUCUCUUGUGUUUGGCCUAUAACUUGUUUUUUCAUCGUGACCUCCAUUAUUGUACAUGGAUCUUCCGUGGCUGUUAUAACGCUCGGACGUCAUUUGAAUACCAUAACGUUAACGAAAUCCUUUACAACGCAUACUACCAACGGUAAAGGAACUUCAUGGAUGCAAAGAUUACCUGCGUUGGAAAAAUCUGGAAGAUCAUUCUCAUUACAGCGUAUAGAUACUAAGGCACCUUCAGAUGUACUUUCCAAGAGCGAUACUGUUGAGACUAGUGGCGUUCCAGCUAAACCAGCUGGUGGUAUGAGAAGAAGAAAGAAUAAGAAGAAGAGAAGAGGGAGAGAUAUUUUCAGAGCGAGGGCCGCCUCCGAUCAUGAGGAUGUAGAUGAAGAUGACUUGUACAAUGAAAGAAAGCAGCGUGAAAAAGAGGCUCAAGCUGCUGCCUUUGCUUUGAGCUCCCAAUUACGGCCUGAUGGUGAAGAUGGUACUUACGAUGAUGGUCAUUUGGACGACAAAGAAAGCGAUGAGGAUGAUAAACAAGUCGAGAGAACUGUCAAUAUACUAAAUCCUACAGAGGCCUCAACAGCUAUUAACAACUUGGACAAAAUGGCAUCUAAUAUCCCUUCAUUUGAAAAUGAACCUGUCGGGGCGCCGUUGAACGACAAAGAGGGACACAUCACUCGCCCCAAUACAUUUGCGGAGGAUCAAAUUCCUUUCCCUGGUGGAGGCACCACUUCUUCUUCAAAUGAUUAUUACGAUGAAAAGUCUGACAAAGGUUCAAGCAAAGGAUCCAUCAGCAGCUAUUCUCGUAAAUUUGAUGAACUCAAGCGCAAAAUGGAGGAGAAGGUCGAACAACACGAAGGGGCAGUUGCUUAUGCUGAGGGAAAUAAAAUAAUAAUCGAGAACAAGCAGGGUGAAAUUAUUGAUCAGGCAGAGUUGAAUCGUAGUCCAAGAGAUGAAGAGGAAAGUGUAGGCAGCAAAGUGUCACGCCAAGCUAGUCAUCAGUCUGCAGGGACUGUGAGUUCGUUGAAGAAGGUAUUGACUCCUCCUGCAAGGUUCAGAAGACAAACUUUAAUUGACGAACAGGGUAAUAAAAGGUAUUUUGCAUACAAAAUUGAUAAUCAACUUAUUAUUGAAAAUGAGGAUGGUGAAGUUUUGAGACGUUAUAAGAUUAAUACACACGAUGAUUCGAAAGAUAAUAAACAAAGAGCAAAGAGUGCGAGUAUGGUCACCCGUGCAUUAUCCGCUGUCGGUUUGGCUAAAAGUCCGCCGUCUUCUGGGAAUUCCGUGGCAAAUUCAGCGAAGGAUUCAAGUGAAAAAAUCAAGAGCAGAAAGCUGACACCAGUUCCAACAGCUGGCGGAUUACAAGGAUAUAACGGUGAGAAUGACUCUGUCGCGGAAGAUUAUACAGAGGACGAUUCAGCAGAAAAUAGUUAUAGCGAUGAAGCCUGGAGUGAUAAUAAUUCGCAAAACUCACUGUCGGAAGGCGGCGAUGAAAGUGAGCAGGAAGAAGAUGAGGAAGAAGCCGAAACUGCAGUCGAAAGGGCCAGGAGAUUAACUGCUUUGGGGCAUGUCUCAGCUCCAAGACAUGAAGACGACGAGGAAGCUGCUCCCCAGCUGACUUUUGCUCCCCCACCUAAAAUAGAGUCACACACUGGAGGUGUAAAGGGUGCUAUCGAACGGACUUUUCACAAGAAGUAG